GAAUAUCAUAUUUUCAACAGAUGUAAAAGAAAUUAUUUGUGUAUAAAAUAAAACAAAAAAAUGUGUUCAUAACUGACCUACGAAUUCAACAAAAACAAAGACAUAAAAUGACAUUCAAUAAGUGAUCGAAAAAAUUCAAUAACAUAAAAAUUAAAACAAAAAAGGAAAAGUGACGCACGUUUCAGUUAAACAGAAGAAAUUGUGUGUGAUAGUAUAAAUCUUGUGAUAAUAAUAGUCAACAACAAUUGUAAAUAAAUAGAAUAAAUAAUCAUGGAUCAUCAUCACAAACGAAGCAGCAAACAUUACGAGAAACUUCCUUGGACAUUAAUUCCAAUGCAUCCUGUAGUCGAUGAUAAUGUCGCUGCUCCAGUCGACCCAUGCAUUCCUCAAAGGCCAUUCACAGAAUUAGAUUUUGAAGGUCAUCGUGCACAUACUGUCUAUGUCGGUGUUCAUGUACCAGCACGUCGCUCGCAUAGGAGACGUAAACAUAUGCCACCAAAGGAGAGUAGUGACAAAGGAUUACAUGAUUCUCAAGAAAGACCUGCCACUCCACCAGCGCAGCGUGUCCAAUUCAUUCUUGGUGAGGAUGUGAAUGGUGAAGAUGGUAUUGGAGUAGCCCCACCACUUGAAUCUCAUCCAUUAUUUUCCGAAAUGGAAGAGCUCGUGAAAGAUGGGGAUGAGAUUGAAUGGAAAGAAACAGCUCGAUGGGUGAAAUUUGAGGAAGAUGUAGAAGAAGGUGGAAAUCGUUGGUCAAAACCGCACGUUGCUACACUCUCAUUACAUUCCCUUUUCGAAUUGAGAAAUCUUAUAUUAACUGGCUCAGUAAUGCUUGAUAUGGAGGCAACAAGUUUAGAGCAAGUUGCUGAUCUGGUUACAGAAAAUAUGACAAAUAGUGGAAUUUUGCCAUUUGAUUCCAAAAUGAAAGUUAAAGAAGCUUUGCUAAGACGACAUCGCCAUCAACAUGAAAAAGAAAUGAAGAAAGGAGGUCCAUCAACUGUCAAUAUGAGUCGUCUUCCAAUAAUUCGUAGCUUGGCAGAUAUCGGAAAAAAUCACUCAUCUGCAAAAAUAAAAGAUGACCACUCACCAUUCGGUGUUACAACAACAACAUUUGUCGUACAUGCUGGAGGAAGUACAUCUCAAGAAAAUCAACCAGCAAAAGUGGAUGAACAUCACCAAAAUUCUAACAGUCCACCUGGAAGCAAUACCGCGUGUGGUUUGAAGCAUGGAAAUAAUGGUAGUGGCGCAAAUUUUUUAACGGUGCCAGGAAAAAAGUCAUUUGAUCAAGUUCCGAGCAUCAUUAGUCCAAGUAGUACUUCACAAAUGCUUCGCAACGUUAGCUCAAGUGACUUUCAAGGACUUGAUCAUCACCGUAUUAAUUUUAAUUUUAUGAGGAAAAUUCCACCGGGAGCAGAAGCAUCAAAUAUUUUAGUUGGCGAAGUCGACUUUCUUACAAAGACAUUAUCGGCAUUUAUCAGAUUAAAUCAAGCAACUGUAAUGGGAGACUUGACAGAAGUUCCAGUCCCCACAAGGUUUAUUUUUGUUUUGCUUGGACCCCCAGGCAGUCAGACAACAUUCCACGAAAUUGGACGCUCAAUGGCAACACUUAUGUCAGAUGAAGUAUUUCAUGAGGUUGCAUAUCGAGCAAGAAAACGCGAUCAUUUGAUUGCAGGUAUUGAUGAAUUCUUAGAUGCCGUAACUGUUCUUCCACCUGGAGAAUGGGAUCCAUCUAUUCGUAUUGAACCACCAGCUGCCAUUCCAUCUCAAGAAGUUCGAAAACGUCCACCUGAAAAACAACCUAAGAAAGAAGAACCGGAUGAAGAAGAAGAAGAACAGAGAAUACGAGAAGAAUCUGGUUUAUCACGUUCCGGAAGAUUAUUUGGUGGAUUAAUUAACGAUGUCAAACGUAAAAAGCCUUUUUAUUUGUCUGAUUUUAAGGAUGGUUGUAAUUUGCAGUCGGUGGCCUCAUGGAUCUUCCUUUAUUUCGCUUGUCUCUCUCCUAUUGUAACAUUUGGAGGUCUAUUAGCAGAAGCAACAGGCCAGAAUAUGGCUGCAAUGGAAUCACUCGUUUCUGGAUUUGUUUGUGGCAUUGUUUAUGGCUUCUUCUCUGGACAACCACUAACGAUAUUAGGAUCAACUGGUCCUGUCUUAGUAUUUGAAACAAUUGUUUAUGAGUUUUGUGCACUUGUCGAUUGGGACUACAUGGCAUUCAGAUUUUGGAUCGGUACAUGGGUUGCAGUUAUCUUGCUCAUUCUUGUUGCUAUAGAUGCAUCAGCAUUUGUAUGCUACAUAACUCGAUUUACAGAAGAAAAUUUCGCUACAUUGAUCGCAUUUAUUUUUAUUUAUAAGGCAAUUGAAAACACAUUUGCUAUUGCUGGAAAAGUCAACAAGGAAGGCUGUUUCUGUGAACUUCCACCGGGAUAUGAAGGAGAAAAAUUGCAACUUAUAUCUGAUUCCUCUGAGUUUAAUUUUACAUCAUGCGAAUUAAAAGGAAAAUUAAUUGGAGAUUGUUUCUCAACACCAUACGCAUCACCUAUAUUCCUAAUGUCUUUCCUUCUAUUCGCCUUUACGUUUAUCAUCUCAACAACAUUAAAAGACUUUAAAAAUCGUCUUUUCUUCCCCGCAAACGUUCGUCAAUUCAUCAGUGAUUUUUCAGUUAUAAUUGCAAUUUCAUCAAUGACACUUAUAGACUAUAUUACUAACAUUCCAACGCCAAAACUUCAAGUUCCACAUGAAUUUAAACCAACUUUAGAAGGUCGAGGUUGGAUUAUCUCACCAUACCAUGAAAGAAAUCCAUUUUACUCGUGCAUAAUUGCUGUUAUUCCUGCAUUACUUGGUACAAUUUUAAUAUUCAUGGAUCAACAAAUUACAGCUGUUAUCAUAAAUCGAAAAGAGAAUAAAUUAAAGAAAGGAUGUGGUUAUCACCUUGAUUUAUUUAUUCUUGCAAUCUUAAUUCAAAUAUGUACAAUAGUAGGAUGUCCAUGGUUUGUUGCCGCUACAGUAUUAAGUAUCACACAUGUUAACUCGUUGAAAUUAGAGUCUGAAACUGCAGCGCCGGGAGAAAAACCUCAAUUUUUGGGUGUACGUGAACAACGUGUUACACAUAUUAUGAUAUUUUUGACUAUCGGUUGCUCGGUUAAAUUGACACCACUCUUAUCUCACAUUCCAAUGCCUGUUCUCUUUGGUGUCUUCUUGUACAUGGGAGCGGCAUCACUCAAAGGUUUACAAUUUUACGAUCGAAUGCUUAUUGUAUUAAUGCCACAAAAAUAUCAACCAGAUUAUAUGUUUCUCCGUCAAGUACCUAUUAGUCGCGUCCAUUUAUUUACUAUUAUACAACUUACAUGUUUAGUAUGCUUAUGGGUCAUCAAAUCUUUCCAAGCAACUUCUAUUCUCUUCCCACUUAUGCUAGUCGUUAUGAUCGGAGUUCGUAAAUCACUUGAUUGCAUCUUCACGAGGCGUGAACUGAAAAUCUUAGAUGAUAUUAUGCCAGAAAUGGUGAGACAAUCUGGAGACGAUGACUUACAUCAUUUAGAAGACGGAAAUGGUGGCAAUGCCGAGCAAAAAAAUUCAAAACAGCAAAAACCGACAGUUCAGCUUACAUUUUCAAAUGGUUCGCUUACAAAUGUCAAUAUAUCUGAGGAACUAGGAAAAACCAGCAUAUGGCAACAAUUGACAAGAAGCAGCAAAGGAGAGAAUGAAUUAAAUUCUCAAUACUCUGAUAUAAUAAUUAAAACAGACAGCCCUCCUCACAGCGAAAAGCGAUUAUCAAUCAUGCGGGAAGAAGAUGAAAUCACAACAGACGAAAAACGCUCUUCAUCACUGAACAUUUCACAGGUUUAAGCACAACAACAAUCGAGUUAAUUUACAUUCAUCCCGCCGAUAUAUAAUUGCAUUUGAUGUAAAUAGAGCUGAAAUAUUUGGAUUAAUUUCAUUGACAUUCUUCAUUUGUAUCCCGGAUGUAAAUCCUAAUUGAGUUAUAACAAACAGUUUUUAGAAUUUUUUUAAAUCAUGACUAAUCUACACAAAAUACUAGCACAAUA
This is a messenger RNA of Chironomus riparius, 4037 nucleotides long. Lineage: Eukaryota; Metazoa; Arthropoda; Insecta; Diptera; Chironomidae. The record is from the annotation of a GenBank genome assembly.